Molecule: messenger RNA, 438 nt
Organism: Staurois parvus
Lineage: Eukaryota; Metazoa; Chordata; Amphibia; Anura; Ranidae
Source: the annotation of a GenBank genome assembly
AGAGCCGAAGAUGUCGGCUCAGUCAUGUGAUCAGCUGUGUCCAAUCACAGCUGAUCACAUAAGAGAGCCAGUAAUUGGCAUUCCUUGAAUCAGUCAGUGCCACCUGUCAGUGUUCAUCAGUGCCAGCUGUCAGUGCUCAUCCAUGCCACCUGCCAGUGCCCAUCAGUGCCACAUUUUAGUGCUUACCAGUGCACAUCAAUGCCACAUAUCAGUGCCCAUCUGAGCUGUCUUUCAGUGUCACCCAUCAGUGCUAGUCAGUGCCACCUAUCAGUGCUGCCAGUCAGUGCCACCUAUCAGUGCCAGUCAGUGCCACCUAACAGUGCCAGUCAGUGCUGCCUAUCAGUACCAGUCAGUGCCACCUAUCAGUGCCACCUAUCAGUGCCAUAUAUGAAUGCUGCCUUUCAGUGCCCAUCAGUGAUGCCUGUCAAUGCCCAUCAG